AUGAAAUUAUUCAGAUUUGCAUACAGCUUCUCAAAAUACUCAUCUUAGAAUCAUUCCCUUUUAUAACAAAUAUAUUCAUAUAACUAUAGAGAUCACUAUAUUGCUUACUUACUUUUAGAUCAUUAAUCAAAAUCAAUAAUUUCAAUUGAUCCUGGAGAUUUUGAAGCUGCUUUCUAUAAUAUAAAAAAUCUAGAAGUAAAUUCAGGAUAUAAGUUGAAUUAUAUCCUUUAAACACAUGGAAGAUCUAAUCAUACAUCAAGUGUUUUAGAACUUUAUUCAAAAUUUAAGGAUGCAAAAGUAUAUAGUGGAAUAGUUGAAAAUAAAUUGGGCACUCUUUUUUAAACAGAUUUUGCUAGAGAAUUUUAACCAUUUUAAAUUGGAGAUUUAGCAAUUUGUUUCAUUUAAGCUAAUGGACGUAAAUUCAAUUCUUUAUUUUUAGAUACUUUUGAUAAUUAUAUGAUAGCUGUAACAGACACUAAUGCUUAAUCAACUAAAAUACCCAUAUUAUUUUCAGGAGAUACCAUAUUAGUUAAGUAAAUUUAUAUAAAAUUAUGAUAAGUAAUGUUGGUGAAAUAGAAGAUUAUGGAGCAUUCUUUGCAACUUUAUAAAAAUUAAGAGGAUUUCAUGAUGAAACUUUAAUCUUUCCAGGUCAUCUACCAUAAUAAGAAGUAUUUCUAUUUGCAAAAACUCUUGAACCAGAUAAUAUUAUUGUUUAAAAUAAAAUGGGAUUAGACAAUUUGAUUCCCACAUCCUUAAUUGAAGAAAGAAUGGGUAAUCCAUACUUUAGAUAUUCUUAAUUGAAUGGGAAAGUUAAAGAGUCAGAUCCUAUUAAGUACUUAAAAAAAUUAAAAAAUAUAUAAAAUAAAUAUUUUAAUGGAUAGAAGGUAUGAGAAAG
This is a messenger RNA of Paramecium primaurelia, 895 nucleotides long. Lineage: Eukaryota; Ciliophora; Oligohymenophorea; Peniculida; Parameciidae. The record is from the annotation of a GenBank genome assembly.